GAUGUUUGUUGUCUCACAUUAGACAUCACUGAACUUGGCAGAUUUUUCUGGGUGCAAAUGAACUUAACGGAUGUGCGUGAAUAUGAUACUGUUCCUGUUAGUUCUGCAGUGUUGUCUACUAAAAGAUCAUCCUUGCCUGCUCUAUCAAACCCACUGGCUGCUGAUGAACUAGUUCUCGCGGUGCCUGCUGCUGCGGGCUAGCUUGGAUUGAAUGGAUCAUCCAUCGAUCCUCCAGACUCCACUCCACUCGUCCUGUCCUGUAAGUCGUGAUGAAUAACCUAGCCAACUGAUGGGUUUAAAAGGCUUGUUGCAUAAGCUAAAUGCAAUCGCCUUCCUUGCCUGCCAAGUUGGUUUGGUGUGUGUUUGACUGUUUGUGCGUGUACAAUCGUUGUCCUUUCAAUUUUUCACCUUCCUUUGGCUUUGAUUUACUUGCAUGCUGUAGCAGCUAGCUUAAUGCUUGUCAUUAAGCUUCUACGUUUAAGAAUAAAUUUGCGAUGUAUGUGUAUCCUAUAGCUUGGUGAAGUUAAUGUACUUUGUAUGUUCUUAUAUAUUCAAUCUGGUAUUUCCGAUCCGAGAGUGAAGUGUCUAAACUGAACCCCUUCAGUUUAACGGCGAAAGAAUAAUAGAAUCUAGAUCCCCAUCGGGGAACCCAAAUAUAUAUACAAGUCUCUCCCUCCUAUCUUUCUCUUUAUUUUAAUUGACUGAGCGUUUAUGGUCUUGAUGGAAGGGAGGCCUAAGAUCACUGAGCUUCGGCCACUUCUACUGCUACUGAUCGCAGCUUGCUUCGCCUUUGAGAUCCACGCUUCUUCUCAAAACCACGACGUCAAUGCGAUCUUUUACGAGCCGUUCGAUGAGUCAUUCGAAGGUCGCUGGAUCGUUUCCACCAAAGAUGAGUACAAAGGUGUGUGGAAACUAUCAAAGAGUGAGGGGCAUGAUGAUUAUGGGCUUUUGGUGAGUGAGAAAGCGAGGAAGUAUGCGCUAGUGAAAGAGCUAGAUGAGGCCGUGAGCCUUAAUGGUAGAACUAUUGUGUUGCAGUUCGAGGUUCGGCUACAGAAUAGCCUUGAAUGUGGUGGUGCUUACUUGAAGUACCUCCGGCCACAGGAGGCUGGGUGGAAACCUGAAGGGUUUGAUAAUGAUUCCCCGUAUUCAAUUAUGUUUGGACCUGAUAAAUGUGGCACGACGAAUAGGGUUCAUUUCAUUUUUAAGCACAAGAACCCCAAUAGUGGUGAGUACGUUGAGCACCAUCUCAAGAACACUCCAACUGUGCCUGAUGACAGACUCUCCCAUGUCUACACGGCAAUAGUGAAUGCCGAUAAAGAAGUUAGAAUUUUGGUAGAUGGGGAGGAGAAGAAGAAGGCAAGGUUCCUUUCUGCUCAAGAUUUUGAACCUGCAUUGAUUCCAGCCAAGACUAUUCCUGACCCUAAUGAUAAGAAGCCGGCGGAUUGGGACGAGCGGCCGAAGAUUCCAGAUCCAGAUGCUGUGAAGCCUGAUGAUUGGGAUGAAAAUGCUCCAAUGGAAAUUGAGGAUGAGGAAGCUGAGAAACCUGAAGGGUGGUUGGAUGAUGAGCCUAACGAGAUUGAUGACCCUGAGGCAACAAAGCCAGAGGAUUGGGAUGAUGAAGAGGAUGGUGAAUGGGAACCACCAAAGCUGGAAAACCCCAAGUGCUUCUUGGCACCAGGUUGUGGAAAAUGGAAGAGGCCGAUGAAGAGAAAUCCUGCUUAUAAAGGAAAAUGGCACCGUCCUCUGAUUGAGAAUCCCAGUUACAAGGGUAUCUGGAAACCUCAACAAAUCCCAAACCCUCAUUACUUUGAGACUGAUAAGCCUGACUUUGAGGCCAUAGCUGCCAUUGGCAUUGAGAUCUGGACAAUGCAGGACGGCAUAUUGUUUGACAACAUUCUAAUAGCUGAUAAUGAGAAGGUUGCAGAAUCUUAUAGGAGAACAACAUGGAAGCCAAAGUUUAAUGUUGAGAAAGAGAAGCAAAGGGCUGAGGAGGCCGCUGCAGGACUUUCAUUUGGACUCUCAAGCAUCCAGAAAAAAAUAUUUGACGUUCUCUACAAGAUAGCAGGUGUUUCGUUCUUGGAUGCAUACAAACCCAAGAUCAUUGAUCUAAUUGAGAAAGCAGAAAAACAGCCCAAUAUUUCAGUUGGUGUCAUUGUAUCCAUCGUGGUCAUUCUUUUGACAGUUCUCUUCAAAAUUCUUUUUGGUGGCAAAGCACCUGCGGUUGCUCCUCAUGAACCUUACAGGGGAGCGGCUGCAGGGAUUUCCACCAAGGAAGGAAGCGGAAGCAGUGGGGUGACGGCAGAUGAGACUGAGAAGGAAGAUGCCACUCCCCGCAGGAGAUCUACCAGAAGGGAAACUUGAGCUUGCCGUAUAACUACUCUCUGGUUAUAUUGCAAAAUUUUGAGAGAGCCCAUAUGGCUGGAUUUAUUGCUAGUAGGUUUCCAUGAUUUUCUUUUCUUCUUAUUAGAACAACUUGUGUUUUUUGAUGUGUUCUGCUUGAGUUAGAUGUUCCACUAUACAUACAGAAUUGGACCUUCAUUUUUCUCACUGUUCUUCAUCUCUGUCUUGGAAUGUUUCGUGUUCAUAUCCCAGUCUCAUCUUUGCAAAUAGGCUGUCAUUAUAAAUGCGUAGUUUUCCAGCAAUGACA
Messenger RNA from Rosa chinensis, 2647 nucleotides. Its product is annotated as calnexin homolog. Lineage: Eukaryota; Viridiplantae; Streptophyta; Magnoliopsida; Rosales; Rosaceae. The record is from RefSeq and is a predicted model, not a curated record. Gene Ontology annotation, molecular function: calcium ion binding. Bases 712 to 2361 code for a protein of 549 amino acids. The transcript is spliced from 6 exons. Gene Ontology annotation, biological process: protein folding. Gene Ontology annotation, cellular component: endoplasmic reticulum; endoplasmic reticulum membrane.